AUGAUCAAGUCUCACCGUCCGCUCAAGGCGCUGUCGGGCAUCCCCUCCGCCCGCCAUGUCAGCCGGACCAGCAACGCAAAGUCCUCCUUGACCGCGACCGCAACCACCCCCACCAACCAUGUCUUCCACCAGAGUUCGCCCUCCUCCCAGAAGCACUCCACCUCCCCGCUGGCCAAGAUGCCCUUGUCCACCGUCUUGCGAUCGUUGUUGAUCCUGUCGGUCUCCUCGUCCACCCUCCUGUUGAAGCCGUGCAUCUACACCCUGUCGAUGUUGGCGAACCCCAAGACGCCGCUGCUCGACGUAGCCAAGAACCCCCUGUUGAACAUGCUGGUCAAGCACACCAUUUACAAGCAGUUCAACGCGGGCGAAAACAAGCGCGAGGUCCAGCGCUCCAUCCAGGAGAUCAAGCAGUUGGGUUACCGCGGUGUCCUGCUGGGAUACGCCAAGGAGGUGUUGGUCGGAGAGAGCCACGCUGAUCCCGCCGAUCCCAAGGCGGCCAGCGAGGAGAUCCAAAUGUGGUUGGAUGGGACCUUGCAGACCGUCGAUAUGGCACACGAGGGGGAUUUCAUCGCUCUCAAAUUCACCGGCAUGGGAACCCAAGCCCUGCAAUAUCUCCAAAACAAGAGCGCCCCCUCCCCAUUCAUGGACCAGUCCAUCCGGCAGGUGUGCGACCUGGCCAUCUCGCGCAACGUGCGCCUGUUGGUCGACGCCGAGGAGCAGGCUGUCCAGCCCGGCAUCGAGGAGUGGGCCACGACCUACCAGAAAUACUGCAACUCGCGCACUCCCGGCCGUGCCGUCUUCUACAACACCUACCAGGGCUACCUGCGCUCCACCCCGGCCACCCUAGCCAAGCAUCUCGAGAUCGCCCGCCAAGAGGGCUACACCCUCGGCGUGAAGCUAGUGCGCGGCGCCUACCUCAAGACCGAGCCCCGCCAUCUGAUCUGGGCCGAGAAGGAGGACACCGACGCCUGCUACGACGGUGUCGUCGAAGCCCUGCUCACCCGUCGCUACAACGACAUGCUUCAGUCCGCCUCGGCCCAGCACCCGACCGAUCUCCCCCCAGUCCACGUCAUCGUCGCCACCCACAACCGGGACUCGGUCCGCAAGGCCCACGCCCUGCGCCUCGAGCAGGCCCGCCGGGGGGAGACGCCCAAUGUGGAUCUCUCCUACGCCCAGCUGCAGGGCAUGGCGGACGAAGUCAGCUGUGAGCUGCUGCAGGGCUUCGAGGACGCCGAGCAUGCCCACGCCCACCCCGUCACCAUGGAAACCCCCAACGUCUUCAAGCUGCUGACCUGGGGGUCCGUCAAGGAGUGCAUGGGCUUCCUGCUCCGGCGGGCGGUUGAAAAUACUGAAGCCGUCGGUCGCACCAAGCAGUCUCAGGAGGCGAUGUUUGCGGAGUUGAAGCGUCGCGCCCAUGGCACGAGAAGAACGCUCGCGAGAAAUCCAUCUAAAAUGCACCUCCUCUCCGAACCCGACGUGGCCCAACUGCUCCGCCAAUUAACCCCCACACAAUGCUCAACCCUCCUCGACGCCCUCACCAACGCCCUGGUAACCUUCACCACCGACGAGCGCCUCCCCCAAGAGGAGCGCCAGCUACACCAACCGCUCCGCACAACCAUCACCACCAAAAAUGACAACCUCUCGCUCUUCAUGCCCGUCUCCAACACCGACACCACCGGGAUCAAAAUCGUGACAGCCUCGCAAUCGCACGGUAUCAUCGGCGUCAUCAACAUCUUCUCCCCGGAAGGGCGACUCCUGGGCCUGCUCAGCGCCGCGGAGAUCACCGCCUUCCGCACCGCGCUGGCUAUCAUGACGCUCUUCGUGCGCUGUGUCUCGCUACGGAAGGAGAACGUGGUCAUCUUCGGCUCGGGACGACAAGCCGAGUGGCACGCGCGACUCGCGCUGCUCCUCACUCCGGACCAGCAGAUUAAACGUCUCACCUUCGUCAACCGCAGUCGUGCCCGGUUGACCGCCAUGAAGAGCGUCAUCGACGACCUCCUAUCCGCCCACCCACAUCUCACAAUCACCACCCUCGCCAAAGACGACACCACGCCCGACUCCCACGAAGCCCAGCUCCAGCAGGUGGUCGGGUCCAGCGACGUCAUCUUCAGCUGCACGCCCGCAACAGAGCCCAACUUCCCCUACUCCUACCUAUGCGGGGAAGCGGGCAAGCAGCGCUUCAUCUCCCUCAUCGGCUCCUACAAGCCUCACAUGCGGGAAAUCGACACCGAGACGCUCCUCUCCGGCGGAGGCAAGAUCUACGUGGAUUCCAAGGAGGCGUGUCUGGAGGAGAGUGGGGAGCUGAUCCUGGCGGAGGUGAAGGAGGACCAGCUGGUUGAGAUUGGGGAGCUGUAUGGGCGAGUGGGGAGUGAGACGCCGGUUGAGGUGCCUGAGGGGUGUAAUGUUGUUUACAAGUGUGUUGGGAUGGGGAUUAUGGAUUUAGUGAUUGGGAAGAAGUUGUUGGAGUUGGGGGUGGAGAGGGGGUUGGGGAUGGGGGUUGAUGGGUUUUGA
Molecule: messenger RNA, 2511 nt
Organism: Aspergillus candidus
Lineage: Eukaryota; Fungi; Ascomycota; Eurotiomycetes; Eurotiales; Aspergillaceae
Product: FAD-linked oxidoreductase
Exons: 4
Coding region: 1-2511 (836 amino acids)
Cellular component (GO): mitochondrion
Molecular function (GO): proline dehydrogenase activity; FAD binding
Source: RefSeq, a predicted model, not a curated record